This is a messenger RNA of Armigeres subalbatus, 2480 nucleotides long. RefSeq lists its product as uncharacterized. Gene Ontology annotation, molecular function: zinc ion binding; nucleic acid binding. Lineage: Eukaryota; Metazoa; Arthropoda; Insecta; Diptera; Culicidae. The record is from RefSeq and is a predicted model, not a curated record. The coding region runs from base 351 to 1694 and encodes 447 amino acids. The transcript is spliced from 2 exons.
GAGUAGGGUUAGAACUAGAUUAAUGAGUAAACUAUUCAUAGAGUGCAUAAUUGAGUUAUGGUAAUUCGAUGAUUCAUUCUAGAGCGAGUAAACCAGAGACCGAUUCGAAGUCUAAGAAAAGGACGAGAAGUUCGAAAAAUGUUCAUCGGGUCACACAAAUUUUGAAAUUGAAAAUCGAAAGGGAGAGAGAGAAUGCUAGUGCUACAGCUAUUGUUUAGCGGUAGAAAGAAAAAGAGACGGUUAGAGAAGGGGGAAUGCGAUUCUCCAAGCCGUAAAGAAAGGUCGAAGUCGUCAUUCUGUUCACUAAAUUCCAAACGAACGCACGCGUUUUCGACAUCGUUGGAAAAAAAAUGGUAGGGAAGCGGCCGAAGCACGACAUUGGCGCAGCCGAUGCUCCCCCUCGAAAAUCAAAGAAGUCUGCGAAAUUGGAUACUGUCAUAAAAGAGCUUUCAGAAUCGAAAGCCCUUAACGUCCAGCUGAUGGAAGAUUUGGAAAAGGCCAGAGAAACGAUUGCAGCUUUACAAACUAGCCUGACGGCUCCACGAAGUGUUUCGAGCGACGUAAAUAGCGAAGAGUUUAUAGCAGACAUGAGGCCGUCGAGCACACAUCGCGCUGGUCGACAGGGAGAAAACACAAACGCGGAGAUAACACGCUUUAUGUCAUCAGUGAACCAGAUUUCGGUUUCAUCAAUUUCGGUUCCAGAGUGCAAACCUUCGUCAGGGCUUGACGAAAUUGGAAGACACGACUUUGAAUCGUGGAGAGAUCUACUGACGGACUCUUUCAAGCUAGCGGGGGUGGCUGAUGAGGCAACGCAGUAUAUCAUCUUUAAAGUAAAAGCCGGACAAAAACUAUUGGAUAUCUUCAAGAACACACGAAACGUUGAGAAUGCCCCCGAUGAAGUCAAUUUUCCGUUUUCAAAUGCAAUGUAUCGCUUGAAAACUUAUUUUUCUUCCGCUUCGGAUGUGAUGCUUCAGAGACGGAAGCUAGCGCUCAUCACUCAGAAGCAGGAUGAGUCGGACGUUUCUUUCCUUAUGCGUAUAGGAGCAGUCGCUCGCAUGUGCGAAUUCGGAGACGACAAAGAGUUCGAGGAGAUAGUAAGAGCGGUGGCCGAGCACGCUUCAAAUCGUGAUGUGCGCACUAUGGCUUUGAAACUGUUGAGCCGAAAAGGCACAUUUACGGAUCUAGUCGACAAAGUUCGAGAAUUGGAAACGAUCCGUUUGAACGAAGAAUUUUUCCAUCUGAAGCACGGUAAAACCGAGCCGGCUACAAUAGCGCGGGUAGCAGCAGCACCAGCGACUCAGUUCACCGGUCGCGGUGGACUUCAGCGACGGAACGAGACAUUUGGUAGGGGAAGGUACCAUGGUCAACAGUCGGGGUAUCGAGGAGCUCUUGUUAAUCGCGGUAGAAAUGCUUCCGCAUGGCGUGGAGAAACUGAAACUCCGGAAAGAUGCUUCCGUUGUCACAGCCUAUUCCACAAGUCGUUCAACUGCAGCGCGAUCAAUAUGUACUGUUUGAAAUGCGGUGGAAAAGGGCACCUACAGAGAGCUUGUCGUUCGAUGGUUCGUGAGGACGACAAGAAUCGUCAAGCAGAAAGAUCAUCCGAGGUUAGACAGUCGGAGGUAGCGGCAAUCGUCAAGACGGGAGAGGACACCCCUGAGAAAAGCAGUGAACAUAGCGUAAGUGAUGUUGCCUAAAUAUUAUAGCAUCGUUUAUAUCUAAACAGGAAAAGGGAAAUUUCUAAUUCUAAAUUUUCUAAGAUGAAUAUGAAUUUUGUUUAAUAAAGCAUAAAAAAAAAAUAUCCCUUUUCAUUGAAGACGUUGCACGCUUAUUAGUAAAAUACGAAAACCACAGUAUUCAAAAAUAGUUCAUGUCUCCACAGGCUGCGGAGUUCUUUAAAAACGUAUCGUAUGAUAUCGCCCUGGUAUCGACAGGUAGAGAUAGCGGAAUCGUCGUUGCUACAGUUGCCGGUAUGCCAUGUAAGUUUCUAAUAGACUCCGGCGCGCAAGUCAAUACCCUUUCUGAAGAUUACUUCAAGCAGUUAUGCGGAAUAGGAAGCUACAGAGAUGGUUUGCAUAAUAUACAGCAGGGAUCAGAUAGAACUCUUAGGGCUUAUGCGGCAUCAGGCGAAAUAGCUGUGUUGGGGACUUUUGAGGCGUUCUUGUUCAUUACAGACGAUCGUCCAGUGUUUUUGGAAAAAUUUUACAUCGUCAGGGAGGCCCAAUCUUUACUCGGCCGAACUACCGCUACUCGAUACAGUGUACUCUUGUUGGGUCUACAGGUCCCGAUAAGGCCACAGGGUUUAUUUGAUCAUCACGGGCGUCAAGAGAAUCAAAUAGCAACGGUAAAUCUAGGCGAUGUGUUCCCUAAAUUUAACAUUCCUCCGGUUGAAAUCAAGUAUGACACAACAAAGCCGCCCUGCCGUAACAUUUUUUUCAACAUACCAUUGGCAGUUAAACCUCUGGUUGAACAAAGACUACAAC